Molecule: messenger RNA, 5146 nt
Organism: Pleuronectes platessa (European plaice)
Lineage: Eukaryota; Metazoa; Chordata; Actinopteri; Pleuronectiformes; Pleuronectidae
Gene: smarcd3b
Product: SWI/SNF related, matrix associated, actin dependent regulator of chromatin, subfamily d, member 3b
Exons: 11
Coding region: 762-2441 (559 amino acids)
Biological process (GO): regulation of transcription by RNA polymerase II
Cellular component (GO): nucleus; SWI/SNF complex
Source: RefSeq, a predicted model, not a curated record
GCUUAAUUUCUGGACAGUAAGAGGAAGUGAAGACGUGUCGUCCAUCUUAAUACACAGUCUGUGUAUCUGACCUUUAAAUUAGCAGUCUGACAUUUUGAGUCGUUCAUAAAUUUGCUUUCUUAUAAAGAGAUUGAUGAGACGCUUGAUACCACUCUCAUGUUUGUGUGGUUGUAUUAUAUAGUUGUUUUUUCUUUUAUACAAACUUUUAGUUACUGUUACAUGACCAAAUCUGAAUAUUUUUCAAAGUUUAGAACUAUUCCUUGAAAUCACCUGAUAAAAGCAACCAAUCUUUAGUAAUUCAAUAUGAAUAUGCUCGUCAUUUCUUUGAAUGCAUCUAAAUUUGGAACACAGCCAAGGAUCAAAACAACCCCUCUGCUUAUUUACACCUUUCAAAGCUUCACCAGAGAAGAUCUUUUCUCUUUGAUUAGAAAAACAAGAUUAAAUCUUCCUAAAAUACACAAAUUCAGACUUUCUUUGUAAUCUCUCUUUUUGCAGUGCAGUGCCAUUUAGUUUUCUUCUAGACAGUGUCCUUCUGCAGGCACCAAGAAAAGAGCACAUGCAUGAAUCUACUCGGGUGCUCCACAUAUCACAGAUGUUAAAUAUUCUAAUUAGAAAUUUAAAAAGGAAACUGUCGUGUUUGGUUUGAAAAAAAGUUACGACAACCUCGGUACAGAUUGUUCAACUGUUCUUAUUCCCUCAUCGGUAAGUAUACGACAAAAACAAAACACAUGUUGUCAGACCGCAGGAACUGCCUGUGAUUCAUGAUCAAAAAAUCCACACACACACACACACACACAGACACACAAACACACUGUAUAUUCUCCCCUGGGAUACCCUGUAGACCUAAAAACUCUGUAACGCACCUGUCACCAUCUACAUCCUGCUGCAGUGGCCCCAGUGAAUCUAUACCGUGUGUGUCUGUCUGUGUGUGUGUGUGUGUGCGUGUGUGUGUGUGUGUGUGUGUGUGUGUGUGUGUGUGUGUGUGUGUGUGUGUGUUGAAUAAAUGUCAAGCAAAAGAUGUGCGAUGUGGCACUUUUUGGGCUGUUGGAUCGCUCUCGCUCUCCAGGUGGACCGCUGCAUCUCAGAGAACAAACAAACACAUAACGACAACACUGCACACACACACACACACACACACACACACACACACAGCUGGGACGCCGGGGUGCUGGAUAUGGCCCAGCAUUUUAGCAGAUGGCCUGGGUGCUACGCUAUCAGUCACCAUAGUAACAUGCUCCCUCUUUCCUCUUCCCCUCUGUCUCUCUCUCCCUCUCUCCAGUGCUAAGAGGAGGAAAAUGGCAGACAAGAUUCUUCCGCAAAGGAUCCGGGAGCUGGUGCCGGAGUCUCAGGCCUACAUGGACCUGCUGGCCUUCGAGCGCAAGCUGGACCAGACCAUCAUGCGCAAACGUGUGGACAUCCAGGAGGCGCUGAAGAGACCAAUGAAGCAAAAGCGUAAACUGAGGCUUUACAUUUCCAACACCUUCAACCCCGCCCGACCCGACGCCGAUGACUCAGACGGCAGCAUUGCAUCUUGGGAGCUGCGAGUGGAGGGGAAGCUGCUCGAUGAUCCGGGGAAGCAGAAGAAGAAGUUCUCUUCCUUUUUUAAGAGCCUGGUGAUCGAGCUGGACAAAGACCUGUACGGCCCUGACAACCACUUGGUCGAGUGGCACCGCACGCCCACCACCCAGGAGACGGACGGCUUCCAGGUGAAGAGGCCCGGAGACGUGAGCGUGCGCUGCACUCUGCUGCUGAUGCUUGACUACCAGCCUCCCCAGUUCAAGCUGGACCCGCGCCUGGCUCGCCUGCUCGGCAUUCACACUCAGACCCGCUCCUGCAUCAUCCAGGCUCUGUGGCAGUACGUCAAGACCAACAAGCUGCAGGACUCCCACGACAAGGAGUACAUCAACUGUGACAAGUACUUCCAACAGAUUUUCGACUGCCCGCGGCUGAAGUUCUCCGAGAUCCCCCAGCGCCUCACCAACCUGCUCCUGCCCCCGGACCCCAUCGUCAUCAACCACGUGAUCAGCGUGGACCCCAACGACCAGAAGAAGACGGCGUGCUACGACAUCGACGUGGAGGUGGAGGACCCCCUGAAGGGCCAGAUGAGCAGCUUCCUCCUCUCCACCGCCAACCAGCAGGAGAUCGCCUCGCUCGACAACAAGAUCCACGAGACCAUCGAGUCCAUCAACCAGCUGAAGAUCCAGAGGGACUUCAUGCUCAGCUUCUCCAGAGAUCCCAAGGGCUACAUCCAGGACUGGCUCAAAUCUCAGAGCCGGGACUUAAAGUUAAUGACCGACGUGGUGGGGAACCCUGAGGAGGAGAGGAGGGCUGAGUUCUACCACGAGCCUUGGUCCCAGGAGGCCGUGAGCCGCUAUUUCUACUGCAAGAUCCAGCAGAGGAGGCAGGAGCUGGAACAGGCCUUAGCUGUCCGCAACACCUAAACCAAGGCCCUCCUGCACCGCUGCAUCUGAUUUCAGAGCCGUGUGUGUGUCUGUGUGUGUGUUUGUGUGUGAGGCCAUCGCUGUAGUCUGCUGAAACCUCAUACCUCUCAAAGUGUCAGUGACUUAGAAACAAACGCAGCCUUCGUCUUUGUGAUAGCGAUUAAUCAUUUUUUUAAGGGUUUUGAAAAUGGAAAUUGGAAAUUCGAGGGGGUUUCCACGAGCCGGCAGCGAUGUGCAUGAAUGGAAGACAGACCUCCAACGCUCGCCGCUCGCUCUAGGUUCUGUUUUUAAAUUUUUUUCAGUGCAGAACCGUGAGGACACCGUUGCUAAUCGCAUGUUUUUAGCCGUCAGAGGUCGACAUCCUCCGUCUCACUGCCGGACAAAGGACGCUCCUCAUCAUCACUCUCUCUCCGCUUUGUAAAUACUAGCAAACCCCCCCCCCCCCUGCUCUGGAUCCUCAGAAGACCUCGGACCUGGUGUCACUUUUUUUUUUCUCAAUCAUUUUUUUUUCGGGGAGGUUUGAUUGUUUUUUCCACAUGUUCUCAAGAGGAGAGUGUUUUUUGGAAACACUGAGGAGUAACUACACCAGCAAAAUGGAGGUGGGACACAUAUGGGGGGGGGGGGGGGGGGUUGCAGGGAAUCAAUGAUAUCGAUAAACCUGAUAUUAUCAUUUUCAGGUUUUGAAGGAAUCAGUUUGACGACAACCAACGUGUCUCACUUAAGUCUUAUUUGCCGGUAAACUGAUUUUCCUUUUUUACGGCGAUUCCUACGACAGUAUUAGAUGAGUUAACUGUGAGUAUUAUCACACUAGCAGAUCCAGGGUCUGUGUUUUAAUGAAGGACAAAACCAGUAUUGAUCAUUGUCACAAUAUCUUCUCUUCCCUUAAUCAAAGCAAGAUGUUCCUUGUACGUGUUGAGACUCACUGCCUCUUCCUCGUGUCGUCUUUCUUGGCCAGUUAAAGGUUUGACGGUUUUACCAAAGGUUGCAGCGAGAGGAAGAGAAACUGAAACGGAAAAUGGACAAAAAUCCAGAUCUGUUUUUUUUAGGCGACAUUGCAAACAGGAAGAAAAACUCUGUGGGGGGGGUGGGUCUUAAAUGUUCUUUUUAAACAAACUCAGUCGAGCUCGCACCCCCGCCAAGGCCCAAACGAGCACUUCAAUUAAAUCAAGCUGCACCAAAUUUCACACGCUCAUAGUCAUUAGUCCCUAAAUGUGCCUGAUUAUUUCCAUCGAGAUCCAUGAAUUAUUCCCUGGGAAAUAGAUGAUGUUAAGGAAAAUUGGGGGGGGGGGGGGGGGAUCCUGAAUCUCUCUGUCCAGACUCGCACUGACACUGAAUGGCUUUCCUCUUGACUCUGGUCUCAUCCUUCCACCAAGUCGCACGGGAAAUCCAUUCAGUAGAUUUGUUCUGCAGAGAUGAUUCCUUGGCGGAGGGAACACUAAUUGCAAUAAACACUUAAAAAGCCCCGGGUUUGAAGCUUUGUCCAUUUUAACACUUUUUUUAUUGUUACAUGAAGAGUUUCUUUUUUUUUCUUUUUUCUAGAGAUGUGAAUGUAAAUAAGUUGUUCUCCCUGCAGAGGGCCGACUGUACAGUACACAACAGAUUAUGUGUUUGGUUUGUUUUUGGGGGGGGGGGGGGGGGGGUGAGUUACAUGGUGCAGGAUGGGAGCUCCAUGAGUUUUGAAUUAGUAGAGCAGGAAUGUUAGCGUUCCUCUGCGUCCCCUCUCGGGUCGGGUGGUUUAUUUUAGGUCCAUCAUGUUUAUCGUGGGAGCUGAGGGAGACCUCCCUUGCCCUCGACCCCCCCCCCCCCCCCGUUAGCUGUAACACACGAUAUAAUCCACACCACCUCACGUUACACUUCUUUUUCUAACACUACACUCGACUUGUACGUACACAUGGUCAGAUGGAGGACUUCCUCUCAGCAGUCGGUUUCGAGCUGGAACCCUCUCCUGGGGUUUUCUUUGCACUGGGCUGUAACUGAUUAGUUUUUUUUUUUAAUCCCAGCAAACACAAAACGUGAUUGGACGAUUUCACAAAGACCUAUGCAUGCUCCGUGGACAUUCACCAGUACAGCUGAUGGGACGGUUUGUGUAAAUAUAUGGAAAAAGGAAGCUGGCAUAGCCGUCUGUCUGUGUGAAGACUCGUUGAAAUGCCUUCUGGGAACUUUUUUGCCAAAAAUGAUGUGCCCUACCAGCAACUAACUGUAGGUGUGACUUUACUUUCUCGUCUGUGUUUUUUUGUAACUAGGUCUAAGUUAUAUUAACUGCACUCGUUAGAGGAGGAACUGUAGUCGGUGGUAGUAUUUUAGUCCUGUGUCGAAACCCAGAGGGACUUUUCUUUGUGUGGCCGGGGUAUUCACAUGGUCGUCACUGAAUCACUAGCACCUUCCAGUGGAGGAAAGUGGAAGCUGCAGUGACGACACAGUACCAGGUUCUUAUCUGACUCACCAGGAUUACUGUGUCUCCUGUUACUGAAGCCUGGGGCCCUGUGGACACGUCCCCCUGCAUGUGUCCCCUCUCUCUGUUUACACUGAGGGUCACCGGCAGGAUGAUUAGGGUAUGCACGCAUAACACUGUUUAUCGGUAAAGAGCAGAACUCGUUUGGUGACGAAGAGGAAAACAUUUUAAAAAAAGAAGGGAAAACAGCUGUGAUACUACGAGACAGCCUGGAUGUAAAUAAAGAAGCGCUUGCCAAAGUUUGUAAAUGCCA